UGCUGGAGUAUUGUAAGCUGUUUCCUGUAUGCUGCGGACUGUUUGCUACUACCUGUAUGCUGCGGACUGUUUGCUACUACCUGUAUGCUGCGGACUGUUUGCUCUCGCAUCAGACGUUACUCGGAGGCCAUGACGCUGCCAGACUCCUUCAUCCAGCACCAGCAGCUGGACGCCAGCAUGGCCGACACCUUCCUGGAGCACCUGUGUCUGCUGGACAUCGACCAGGAGCCCAUCACCGCUCGCAACACCAGCAUCGUGUGCACCAUCGGUCCUGCUUCCCGCUCCGUUCCCAAGCUGCAGGAGAUGAUCAAAGCCGGAAUGAACAUCGCAAGGCUGAACUUCUCCCAUGGCUCACACGAGUACCACGUGGAAACCAUUAAAAGAAUCCGGCAGGCCGUGGAGACCGUAACCUCUGACCCCUUGUACUACCGACCGGUGGCCAUCGCCUUGGACACGAAGGGACCGGAGAUCCGUACUGGACUAGUCAACGGGAAAGUGGAGGAGGAGGUGCAGCUGCAAAAGGGCAGCCAGGUCCGGGUGGUGACUGCAGAGUGUGCCAAGGACUGCACAGACGGGAAGACCAUCUGGGUGGACUAUCCCAGCCUGCCUCGGGUCCUGAAAGCAGGCAGCAAGAUGUACAUCGACGACGGCCUCAUCGGACUCAAAGUUCUGGAAACAGGUCCGGACUGGGUGGAGGCGGAGGUGGAGGCCGACGGUGUGCUGGGCAGCCGCAAAGGGGUCAACCUGCCCGGCUGCGACCUGGUGGACCUGCAGGCCAUCAGCCAGCGAGACGAGGCCGACCUGAGGCUGGGCGUGGCCCAGGGUGUGGACAUGGUCUUCGCCAGCUUCAUCCGCUCCGCCCAGGACGUCAGGGACGUGAGGCGGGCCCUGGGGGCGCACGGGAGGGAGGUCAAGGUCAUCAGCAAGGUGGAGAGCCGGCAAGGGGUCAACAACUUCCAGGAGAUCCUGGCUGAGAGCGAUGGUGUGAUGGUUGCCAGGGGCGACCUGGGCAUCGAGAUCCCUGUGGAGAAAGUCUUCAUCGCCCAGAAGAUGAUGAUUGGUCGAUGCAACUCUGCUGGCAAACCUGUCAUCUGUGCCACUCAGAUGCUGGAGAGCAUGGUGUCCCACCCUCGGCCCACCAGAGCAGAGGGCAGUGAUGUCGCCAACGCCGUGUUGGACGGAGCCGACUGCGUGAUGUUGUCUGGCGAGACAGCCAAGGGUCUAUUUUCUGUGGAGGCGGUGGCCAUGAUGCACUCGAUCUGCAGGGAGGCAGAGGCGGCCAUUUUCCACCAGCAGCAAUUUGAGGAGCUGCGGCGUCUGACUCCUUUGUCGUCGGACCCCACAGAGGUGACCGCCAUCGGGGCCGUGGAGUCGUCCUUCAAGUGCUGCGCGGGGGCCAUCAUAGUCCUCACCACCAGCGGCAGGUCAGCACACCUGCUGUCCAGGUAUCGCCCCCGCUGUCCAAUCAUUGCCGUCACCAGGAGCCCGCAGGUGGCGCGUCAGUCCCAGCUGCUCCGGGGGGUUUUCCCCGCCCUCUUCCACCCGCUGCCGGCCCCCGUGUGGGCGGACGACGUGGACAACCGGGUCAACUUCGGCAUGGACAUAGGUAAGGCCAGAGGAUUCUUCAAGUCCGGGGACAUGGUGAUCGUGGUGACCGGCUGGAUCCCCGGCUCGGGACACACCAACAUCAUGAGGGCCGUCCACAGCCUGUGACCACCCGCCCAGGUGCCGCCUUCCACCAGCAACACCCGUGCCAGCAAGAACUUCUUCCAGUCCCAGUCCCAGUCCCAGUCCCAGUCCCAGUCCCAGUCCUCCUUCUUCUGUGUUGUGAGUGUCGGGCUUCAGUGUGAUACUUGUGUCCGCUGAGAUGAUAUCGGCACACUGCCUCUUUAAGGGCUCCUAUUAGGACUUCCUUGUGGUCUACACGUUGUUCCUCAACCAUAGGGCCAGGGCCCGUUGAGGCUUAGGUCAGGCUGAUUGCAAAAGUAAAAGAACUUGGGAAAAAUACAUUUAGUGAAAGAAAGAAAGUAAGCAUCAUGAAAAGAUACCAAAGUGUCAAUAAAAUGAAAGUGCAAAUAAAACCACC
Molecule: messenger RNA, 2086 nt
Organism: Entelurus aequoreus (snake pipefish)
Lineage: Eukaryota; Metazoa; Chordata; Actinopteri; Syngnathiformes; Syngnathidae
Product: pyruvate kinase PKM-like
Exons: 12
Coding region: 85-1713 (542 amino acids)
Biological process (GO): glycolytic process
Cellular component (GO): cytoplasm
Molecular function (GO): potassium ion binding; pyruvate kinase activity; magnesium ion binding
Source: RefSeq, a predicted model, not a curated record